GCAAACACACCAUGUCAUAUAUCACCUACUGAGAUUGCUAGGAUUUGAAGUUAUCCAUAAAAUAUGAUGAAACUAUCAACUAAUAGUAGUUCAUUUUUGAAAUAUGAAACUUACAUUAAUUUACUUUUAGUGGCUUAUAGAUUACCAGUAUAACUGAAUCAAAGUGUUUGCUAAUCUCACUUUCAGUAAAUAAAAGGAACUUCAAUACAAGCUGGUUGUGUCUUAUAAUAUAUUUUUCAUUAGAACUUUUUAACACCUUUAUAUCUUCCACCACCUCACUAUUCUAAGUCUGAAAAGUACAAUUACAUAUGUAUUAUUAAUAGAAUAAAAAGGUAUACCUCAUAUUUGAUCAGAAAACUUGGGACUCUUUGAGGCUUGACUCAGAUGGGUGGAGAAGAAAUGAGAGUGGAGCUUUCAGAGAUUGGAAGAAAUAUGGGAACUAGUUUCAGGAGAAGCUCUUCAAGAAGUGAGCCUGAGGAUGAGGCAGAGUAUGCUCUCCAAUGGGCUGAGAUCCAGAGAUUGCCAACUUUUGAGCGGCUGAGAUCAUCUCUGGUCGAUGAAGAAGGUGAGUCUGAGGAGAAUGGGAAGAGGGUGGCUGAUGUCACCAAGCUAGGAGCCAUGGAACGUCAUCUGAUGAUUGAGAAGCUGAUCAAACACAUUGAGAAUGAUAAUCUCAAGCUGCUCAAGAAGAUCAGAAAAAGAAUAGACAGGGUUGGGGUGGAGUUUCCGAGCAUAGAAGUGAGGUAUGAGAAUUUAAGUGUUGAAGCUGAGUGCGAGGUCGUUGAAGGGAAGGCGCUUCCAACUUUAUGGAACUCCUUGAAGCACGUUUUCAUAGAACUGGUGAAGCUGAGUGGUGUAAGAACACAAGAAGCCAAGAUAAGCAUACUUAAUGAUGUUAGCGGCAUCAUUAACCCGGGGAGGCUAACACUGCUGCUAGGUCCUCCUGGAUGUGGGAAAACUACUUUGCUUAAGGCUUUGUCUGGAAACUUAGACAAAAAUCUUAAGGUUUCUGGUGAAAUAUCCUACAAUGGACAAGGGCUGAACAAGUUUGUUCCUCAGAAAACAUCAGCAUACAUAAGUCAAAACGAUCUGCACAUUGCAGAGAUGACAGUGAGGGAGACAAUUGACUUCUCAGCUCGUUGUCAAGGUGUUGCUAGCCGAACAGAUAUUAUGAUGGAGGUCAUUAAAAGAGAAAAGGAUGGUGGAAUCAUUCCUGACCCUGAAGUAGAUGCUUACAUGAAGGCAAUAUCGGUUGAAGGACUUAAAAGAAGUCUACAAACAGAUUACAUCUUGAAGAUCCUAGGGCUUGACAUUUGUGCAGAAACAUUGUUUGGUAAUGCAAUGAGAAGAGGCAUAUCCGGAGGGCAAAAGAAACGUCUUACAACAGCUGAGAUGAUCGUUGGUCCAACAAAAGCUCUCUUCAUGGAUGAAAUAACAAAUGGCUUAGACAGCUCCACCGCUCUUCAGAUUGUUAAGUCUCUUCAGCAGCUAGCUCACAUUACCAAUGCAACAGUGCUUGUUUCACUUCUUCAACCUGCUCCAGAAUCAUAUGACCUCUUUGAUGAUAUUGUGCUGAUGGAUCAAGGAAUAAUAGUGUACCACGGUCCAAGAGACCAGGUCUUAAGCUUUUUUGAGGAAUGUGGAUUUAGAUGCCCGGAAAGGAAAGGUGUUGCAGACUUUCUACAAGAGGUUAUAUCUAGAAAGGACCAAGGACAGUACUGGCUGCACCAGGCCUUGCCUUAUAGCUUUGUCUCUGUCGAAACGUUUUCAAAGAGAUUCAAGGACUUAGAGAUUGGGAGAAAGCUUGAGGAAGCUCUCUCUAAGCCAUAUGAUAGAUCAAAACACCAGAAUGAUUCUCUUUCUUUCAAUGCAUACUCUCUUCCAAACUGGGAGCUGUUCAGAGCAUGCCUCUCAAGAGAGUUUCUUCUCAUGAAGAGAAACUACUUUGUCUACCUCUUUGACACGUUUCUGCUUCUUCUGUCUGCAAUCCUCACUAUGACUGUGUUUAUUCGAACACGGAUGGGCGUAGACAUCGUUCAUGGAAACUCUUACAUGAGCUGCCUCUUUUUCGCAACCGUUGUGCUUCUGGUUAAUGGUGCUCCAGAGCUUAAUAUGACUGUUGAACGCCUUGCCGUGUUUUACAAGCAAAAGCAACUUUGUUUCUAUCCAGCUUGGGCUUAUGCAAUCCCAGCAACAGUGUUGAAGGUCCCCCUCUCUUUCUUUCAGUCUCUAGUUUGGACUUGUCUCACUUACUAUGUCAUCGGAUACACUCCUAAAGCCUCCAGGUUCUUAAGGCAGUUCAUUAUGCUAUUUGCUGUUCACUUCACAACGAUAUCUAUGUUCCGGUGUAUAGCUGGAAUCUUUCAGACAGGAGUUGCUUCAAUGGCAGCUGGUGGUUUUGCUGUGUUAAUCACCUUUGUAUUUGCCGGUUUCGCCAUCCCAUAUACUGAUAUGCCAGGGUGGUUGAAGUGGGGUUUCUGGGUGAAUCCUAUAAGUUAUGCUGAGAUUGGACUCUCUGUGAACGAGUUUCAUGCUCCAAGAUGGCAGCAAAUGCUACCUACAAAUGUUACACUGGGGAGAACCAUACUCGAAAGCCGAGGACUGAACUAUGAUGAUUACAUGUAUUGGGUCUGCUUAUCUGCAUUGUUUGGUCUAGCCCUUAUCUAUAACACCAUUUUCACUCUUGCUUUGAGUUUCUUGAAAUCUCCAACGUCAUCUCGUGCCAUGAUUUCCCAUGACAAGCUCUCUGAGCUGCAAGGAACAAAAGAUUCAUCAGACAAGAAGCAAAACAAGUCAACAGAGAGAAAAGAGGAUUCAGGGAAGAUGGUGUUACCUUUUAAGCCACUCACCAUAACAUUUCAAGACUUGAACUAUUACGUCGACGUUCCUAUGGAGAUGAGAGGUCAAGGGUACACUGAGAAGAAACUUCAGCUUCUCUCAAACAUCACCGGAGCUUUCAGGCCCGGCGUUCUAACGGCAUUGAUGGGAAUCAGUGGAGCCGGAAAAACAACUCUACUGGACGUUCUCGCCGGAAGAAAAACAAGCGGAUACAUCGAAGGAGACAUCAAGAUCAGUGGAUACCGUAAGGUCCAAGAAACGUUUGCAAGAGUUUCAGGCUACUGCGAGCAAACGGAUAUACACUCACCGAACAUCACAGUCGAAGAGUCUCUCAUUUACUCAGCUUGGCUCCGUCUAGUUCCAGAAAUAGAACCUGAAACCAAAAUAAGAUUCGUGAAGCAAGUUCUGGAGACGAUCGAGCUGGAGGAGAUCAAGGACGCGAUGGUGGGAGUUGAAGGAGAGAGCGGGCUGUCGACGGAGCAGAGGAAGCGUUUGACGGUGGCGGUGGAGUUGGUGGCGAACCCCUCCAUCAUAUUCAUGGACGAACCAACGACGGGGCUAGACGCAAGAGCAGCCGCCAUAGUGAUGAGAGCUGUGAAGAACGUAGCUGACACUGGACGAACCAUCGUCUGCACUAUUCAUCAGCCCAGCAUUGACAUCUUCGAAGCUUUCGAUGAGUUGGUGCUUCUGAAGACAGGAGGUCGUAUGAUUUAUACUGGACCUCUUGGACAACAUUCUUCUCAUGUUAUUAAAUAUUUUGAGAGUAUCCAUGGAGUUGCUAAGAUUAAAGACAACUACAAUCCCGCAACAUGGAUGCUAGAAGUUACUUCACAGUCCAUAGAGACUGAACUCAACAUUGAUUUCGCUAAAAUCUACAACGACUCAGAUCUCUACACAACCAACUCCGAACUUGUUAAAGAGCUGAGCAAACCGGAUCCCGGGUCAACCGACUUGCAUUUCAACAGAACCUUUGCGCAGAGCUGGUGGGAACAGUUCAAAUCUUGUCUAUGGAAGAUGAGCUUGUCUUACUGGAGAAGCCCUUCUUACAACCUGAUGCGAAUCUUUCACACUUUAUUCUCCUCUUUGAUAUUUGGUCUACUCUUCUGGAAGCAAGGCCACAAGAUAGAUACUCAACAGAACUUGUUCACAGUCCUCGGAGCUAUCUACGGUCUUGUCCUCUUCUUGGGAGUAAACAACUGCGCCACAGCGUUACAGUAUUUUGAGACAGAACGUAAUGUUAUGUACCGCGAAAGAUUCGCGGGAAUGUACUCUGCCUUUGCCUACGCAUUGGCUCAGCUUGUGACCGAGGUUCCUUACAUAUUCAUCCAAAGCGCAGAGUUUGUGAUCAUAAUAUAUCCAAUGAUCGGUUUCUACGCUUCUUACUCUAAAGUCCUUUGGUGUCUCUACUCAAUGUUCUGCAACUUGCUAUGCUUCAACUACGUCGCCUUGUUCCUCAUCUCCGUGACUCCGAACUUCAUGGUCGCAGCUAUUCUCCAGUCUCUUUUCUUCGUUGCUUUCAACCUUUUUGCUGGUUUCUUGAUUCCAAAACCGCAAAUACCAAAGUGGUGGGUGUGGCUUUACUAUCUAACCCCAACCUCUUGGACUCUCAACGUGUUCUUCACGUCUCAGUACGGUGAUAUUCAUGAAACGAUCGAUGCCUUUGGAGAAUCCACGACCGUUGAGAGAUUCUUGGAGGAGUAUUUUGGGUUUCAUCAUGACCGUUUGGUGAUUACAGCCAUUGUUCUUAUUGCGUUUCCAGUUGCACUGGCUUCUAUGUUUGCCUUUUUUGUUGCCAAACUCAACUUUCAAAAACGUUGACGGAAUCACACACCAAAGACCACAAGGAUAUAUGUCAACAAUGAACUAUACUAUUAUGCCAACAAGAAGAUAUUUUAGCAGGUUCUUGUUUUUCUAUAUGAAUUCUAUCAAAUAAUUGUAAAAUGUACUUAAAGUGAACUGCUCUUUUGUGCAGAGUGUUAAACUA
This is a messenger RNA of Brassica napus (rape), 4822 nucleotides long. RefSeq names its product ABC transporter G family member 33-like. The record is from RefSeq and is a predicted model, not a curated record. Gene Ontology annotation, cellular component: membrane. Lineage: Eukaryota; Viridiplantae; Streptophyta; Magnoliopsida; Brassicales; Brassicaceae. Gene Ontology annotation, molecular function: ATP hydrolysis activity; ATP binding; ABC-type transporter activity. The transcript has 22 exons. Bases 385 to 4656 code for a protein of 1423 amino acids.